GUUUUGAUUGUAUUAUGAAUACAGUAUUCCAGUGUUCUUUCCUGUGUUAAAACGUUCGGCAUUGGCGUGGCUUUGGUGCUCAUUUGCACAUCCAUCGUUUUUAAUUUUAUUAAAAUAAGGAGGACAAAAGAGAAGAUAUUCCAGUGUUCUUUCCUGUGUUAAAACGUGCGGCAAUGGUGUGGCUUUGGUGCUCAUUUGCACUUCCAUCGUUUUAUUAAAAAAAUAGUUUAUCCUUUUAUUAAAAAAAGAGGACAAAAGAGGAAGGAUGUAUUCAUUGAUAAGAACCACCAACCAACAUUUGUUGGUGGUUGAAUCGAAAAGCAUUUCUGGAAAUGGAACCAGAAGUGUUAUAUUCCAAAAAGGGGGAAAAAGGCACGUUGGACUUGUUGUAUGCAAAUCUAAUAAUUACAAUUUUAUAAAUGAAAGAAAACAUCAGGAAGAAAAGGGCCACUUACAAAAAACAAAGCCGCUAAGCACUAAAUCAAUCAAUGAGGGAGGUCGCCCAUCUAACGAGGAAGAAAGUCGUCUAAACAAAGACGAAAGCACAAUUUCCAAAAUUACACCUGACAUUGAAACUAAAAUCGAAAAAUUAUACACAUCAAAAGAGGAUAAUGGUCGACCAAACAAUGAAAGAGAAAGCCAUUCAACUAAGAAAGAAAAUUUUCCAACCAAACACGUCCCAACAAAUAACAUAAAAGCACCGCAAACUCAAGUUAAGUGCAGGGUUAACCAAGACAAAUCUAGUCUGAAUGUCGUCAUGAUCGCUGCUGAUAUUACAAAAGUUGUAAAACAAUCAGAUACUCCAGUUUUAAUUUCACCACCAACAUCAAAAAACUGCUUACCUCCAUCAAAGUCAUCCUGCAAUAAAAAACCACACCGUCAUCGAACUCAGGACAAAUGCAGUAAUAUUGGCAUGAUUGCGGCAGAUUUUGCAAAAGUAGGAGAGCCUUUCCUCCAGGACAAUUUGUCUACUAUAAACACUGCUCAGAAACUAGACCUAUGUUCGUCGCCUGAAGAAGAUCCUCCAGGUAUAACAAAUACUUUAGGAUUGUUUCAGAACUCUCUUGUUAUACCUUCAAUACCUAAAACCCACUUGCCUCCGAAACCAUCAACGUCCUCCACCAAUAUAAACUCAAGAUCGACGAGUUCAAUUUACUUGGAUUCCCAGGACAAAUCUGGAUUGGAUAUUACCUUAAUUUCUACAGAUACUAAAAAAAUCAAUUCUGCUAUUAGAUUUCCAAUAAACCAAGAUGAUUUAUCUACUUAUGACACUAUUCCGAAACCAGAAUGUAAUUUAUCUCUUGAGAAAAUCAUGCGCACUGAAGAGGAUCCUCCAGGCAUUACAAAUACCUUAGGAUUGGUUCAGAACUUCAAGCUAUGCUCGUCAAGAGAGAAGUACCUGAACAUUAGAGAGGAUCCUUCAGUUAUUAUACCUCCAGUACCUGAAAGCCACUUAACUCCUAAACCAUCAACGUCCUCUUCCAAUAUAAACUCAAGAUCGACGAGUUCAAUUUACUUGGAUUCCCAGGACAAAUCUGGAUUGGAUAUUAGCUUAAUUUCCACAGAUACCAAAAAAGGCAAUGCCGCUAUUAGAUUUCCAAUAAACCAAGAUGGUUUAUCUACUUAUGACACUAUUCCGAAACCAAAAUGUAAUUUAUCUCUUGAGAAAAUCAUGCGCACUGAAGAGGAUCCUCCAGGCAUUACAAAUACCUUAGGAUUGGUUCAGAACUUCAAGCUAUGCUCGUCAAGAGAGAAGUACCUGAACAUUAGGGAGGAUCCUUCAGUUAUUAUACCUCCAGUACCUGAAAGCCACUUAACUCCUAAACCAUCAACGUCCUCUUCCAAUAUAAACUCAAGAUCGACAAGUUCAAUUUACUUGGAUUCCCAGGACAAAUCUGGAUUGGAUAUUAGCUUAAUUUCUGCAGUUACUAAAAAGGACAAUGACGCCAUUAGAUUUCCAACAAACCAAGAUGAUUUAUCUACUUAUGACACUAUUCUGGAUCCAGAAUGUAAUUUAUCUCUUGAGAAAAGCAUGCGCAUUGAAGAGGAUACUCCAGGUAUUAUAACUACCUCAGGGUCUGUUCAGGACGUCCACCUGAACAAUAGGGAGGAUCAUCUUGUUAAUGUGUCAUCAACUCAGCCAUGUUUAACGACAUCAACGUCUUCCUCCAACAUAAAUUUCAACUCGACGUUUUUGUACGAAGGGAUUUCUCAAGAAAAAUGUAGUUUGGUGGAUGUUAGCUUAAUUACUGCAGAUACUUCUAAAUGCAAUACAAGCGUUGAAACCUCAUUGAACCAAGAAAAUACGUCUACUUCACAAUACGUUCCAGACACCGAUAUAAGCUCGGCAUUAGAGCAAAGCACACAAAUUAUAGAGGAACCUCUUAAUAUAAAUCUGGUCACGGUUCCCCUUACAGGCAAAGUGAAGAAAAAGCAUUAUUGCAAAUUUUGCGGUUCAUUGCAAACUCAAAUUGGAAGGCAUUUGCUUUUGAAACAUAAGUCCGAGAGUGAAAUAAAAACUGCGAGCAGGCUGCCUGCAAAGAGUAGUGCUCGAAUGAAAAUCUUGGAAAAGUUGAGGAAAGAAGGGGAUUUUGUGCACAAUACAAGUAAAUCCAUAAACACCGGCAUAUUAAUUGUGCCAAGAAAUGCACAAAAAAAGUAUAAAAAAAAAGCUAUUGAUAUGGUUUGUUGCUCCAUUUGCAAAGGUUUUUUUUCGAAAUUGAGUUUUCGAACACACCGGAGAAUCUGCAGCAAAUUCAACAAGGUUAGAAGGAAAUCAACUAUAACGGCGGGCAAAGAGCUAACUCAAUUUUACCAUCCAGCGGCCAGUCCAGUCCUAAGAACAAAGAUUUUACCGGUUCUUAAAGACGACGCAGUAACAGAUUCCAUAAGGUUCGAUGAACUUAUCAUUAAAUAUGGAACAAAGUUGGCACAUAAGUACACAUCCCCCCACAAUUAUGAAAUGAUUCGUGCGCAGUUGAGGUAUUUAGGCAGGUUUAAGAUUGAGGCUAAAGUAUUAGACAAUGAAAUCACUGAAUUUAAAGACGUUUUUAGACCCCAAAAACAUGAUUUGUGCAUAGAAGCUAUAAAAAAGGUGGCAAGUUGGAAUGAACAAUGGCAAUGGUAUGACCAUCCACAAGUGGCCAUAACACUUUCAUCGUUAAUUAAAAAAUGUGCGUACACACUGCAAGCAGAAUUUGUCAAAGAACAGUUGGAGGAGAAUAAAAAAAACGUCAGUGAUUUUAUCUUAUUAUGGGAAGAGGAGGCGCCCACGAUGAUAAAUAGAAAAGCCUUUGAAGAUCAAAAUAAUCAAAAGCGCGUAAAAAAAAUUGUCUUACCAACAAAAGAAGAUAUUCAAAAAUUGUAUAAUCAUCUGAAAAAUCUAAUGGUCGGAUACAUGUCGAAAUUGACACACUUCGAUAUGCACAAUUACAUUGAAUUAACUAAAUGUACUUUAGUGCUUGUACAAAUAUUUAACAGAAGAAGGGCUGGAGAGGUUGAGCGUAUCCAAAUUGCUAAUUAUACCAAUAAAGAAAUUAUUACAGAGAGAACGGAAAAAGAGCUUCUAAGCAAUUUAUCUAAUGAUUCUAUACAUUUUGCUAAACAAUAUGCGCGACUAGCUCUAAGAGGUAAACUCGGCAGAACAGUGCCGGUUCUUCUCAGCCCAUUAGUCGUGAAGGCAAUCGAUAUCAUAUUAAAAUACCGUAAAAAAGCAGGGAUAACUGAUAAAAAUCCGUUCUUAUUCGCAAACCCUUCUAAAUCUACAUGUCAAUACUUUCGAGCAUGUACUUUGAUGAGAGAAUUCUCUAUUGAAUGCGGGGCAGAAAUGCCAGAAAGUCUUCGUGGAACCAAAUUGCGCAAACACAUCGCAACACAUAUGUCUAUGAUCAACGCAGAAGAAGCCUCCAUUGACAAGUUGGCUAAUUUUAUGGGACACCAUAAAGACAUACACAAGAAUGUAUAUCGCGCAACAAUUCCAGCAGCUGAAGUUAACUGCGUAUCACAAAUUCUGAUGGCGGCAAUAGGAAUUAAUGAUGGCGGUGAUGAAAGCGAUGAGGAAUGCGGUGGAGAUAAUAUAGACAAUAGAAAUGGUGGUGGUAAUGUUGAUGAUGGAGUUAAUGUUGAUGAUGGAGUUAAUGUUAAUGAUGGAGGUAAUGUUAGUGAUGGCAGAAAUGUUGGUGAUGGAGGAAAUGUUGGUGAUGGAGGUAAUAGAGGUGACCAAGACAAUCAAAGCCAUGGAGGAGAAUCAUGCGAUCAAAGCGAUCAGGAUGAGGAAGAAGAUCCGACUUGCAAUGCAAAGAAGAAAAGAAGAAGUACUUCACCCUAUGGGAAAACUAAAAGGAGAAGAUGGUCGCCAGAGGAAAUUCAUGUGCUUCGCUCGGAGCUGGGAGAUCUGGGAACACUGAAAAAACUUCCUACAGUAAUGGAAUGCCUCAAACUUAAAAGUAAAUAUAAAGUUUUGGAGAAAAGAACUCCCCAUCAAAUAAAAGCUUAUAUAGACAAUCAAAAAAGGCCAUAUAGGGACCAGGCAAAAUAAUUUUAUUUAAACAUUUUGGGUUUUGAGCCUUAUACAAAGAAGCUAAUUAAUAGUAUUCUUGCGUUGUUGUUGUUGGUGUUGUUGCUGCUUGUGUUGUUAGUUUUGUUGCAGCGCAGCAAUGUGUUGUGCACUGCUAUAAGCUUAAUAUGAUUUAAAUCAAUAAUUCAUUACUAUUAAAAAGAGACUGCUAAUUAUAAAUUUUUAUUAUCUUUAAAUAUAUAUAAUAAGUUUACCAUUAAUAAUUUGAAAUAAAAGUUUUGCUUUGUAAUGUUUGUUCAA
Messenger RNA from Stomoxys calcitrans (stable fly), 4816 nucleotides. RefSeq lists its product as uncharacterized. Gene Ontology annotation, molecular function: DNA binding. Bases 266 to 4537 code for a protein of 1423 amino acids. The transcript has 8 exons. The record is from RefSeq and is a predicted model, not a curated record. NCBI's taxonomy places the organism in Eukaryota, Metazoa, Arthropoda, Insecta, Diptera, Muscidae.